Messenger RNA from Truncatella angustata, 846 nucleotides. RefSeq lists its product as uncharacterized. The transcript has 3 exons. Bases 1 to 846 code for a protein of 281 amino acids. Lineage: Eukaryota; Fungi; Ascomycota; Sordariomycetes; Amphisphaeriales; Sporocadaceae. The record is from RefSeq and is a predicted model, not a curated record.
AUGAGGACCAUUCUCUUGGCGGCUGCCAUCAGCGCUCUACCACAGCCGAUACCACAAGUGCCGGCGGCGGCGGCACCGGCAAUUCUGACUCCUGAAGAGGCAGCAGCGCAAGCCCUCGCGGCGUUCAUGCCGAGUGGCUUCACAGCCCUAGCGAACCAGAUCAUUCCCGUUGUCGUCGGCGGCCCACAAGAUACGUUUGUGCCCAACGUAGUGACAGCAGCUGUGGGUGACGUCGUUCAAUUCCAGUUCAGUAACGGCAACCACACGGUGACCCAAUCCGACCAGAACGCCGCCUGCCAACCGCUUCAAGCCACGGUUGCAACAGCCGUCCACUCUGGCCAUAUCCCAUUUGUUGAUGGGCAGGCCACAGUAGGAACCUUCUCCAUGCCGAUUGUCAACACUGACCCGAUGUUCCUGUACUGCGCGACUGGACCACAUUGUCAAGAGGGACAAGUUCUAAUUAUCAACCCUGCCAAUACGCAACAAAUCGUGGACUAUGCCAAGCUGUCUGCGGCUUCAGGGAAAAGUGGCGACGGUACGUCAGUUGUCGGCGGUACCGUCGCUCAAAUCCCGUUGGAACUGGCCGCUUUCACGCCUGCCCCGGCAGAGGCAGCUACACCACCACCUGCUGCUGCCGCUCCUGCCGUGCCUGCCGAUCCAGCUGCUGCACCCGCUGCCCCUGUCGCUCCGGUUGACCCUGCAGCGUCGAGCGCGGCGGCGGCGAAUCCAGCUAGUGUUAUCACCUUGACACUUCCACCUAUUGCUGCCCCGGCCGCAACUGACGCCGCAGCCGCAGGAAGUUCAACGACCACGGUUUUUGUGACUGUUCCAGCACCGGGUGCUUAG